GGCGGUGCUUAAAUGCACGGCUACUUUUUUGUGGAAAGAGUAAGAAUGGAUGUUUAAAAGAAGUUGAGGGGUUGUUGCAGAUCAUGUGCCAAGACUAAUCCUAAGCCUAUAUAAUUCUCUCCAUACAGCACACAAGUUAUUGUGUAAAGAGAGUAAGAAUGGAAGUUGUGGGAGAAGUAGAAGGGUUGUUAAAGGUCUAUGCAGAUGGCUCUCUGCAGCGCCAUGAACGUCCCACAGUGCCUGCAUCUUCACAUUUCAAAGACGGCGUUGCAUGCAAGGACGUCGUUAUAAAUCCGGAAACGGGCGUCUGGGCUCGCAUAUUCAAUCCGGAAACCGCUGCUGAAAAACCGCCUUUGCUGAUCUACUUCCAUGGAGGAGGGUUCUUAGCUUGUUCCACAGCCUGGGUAGAAUACCACACUUUUUUUCACAAUUUGUGCAAGAACUCCGGCGUAAUAAUUGUGUCGGUAGAUUACAGGCUGGCGCCGGAGCACCGGCUCCCGGCGGCGUACGAUGACUGUGCGGAGGCCGUCGAAUGGAUCGCAAAGCAGGCUGCGGGGCGCGCAGAGUCGCCGGAGGAGUGGUUGUCGCCGUCCGUCGUGGAUUUUUCCCGGUGUUUUUUGGCCGGAGAGAGUGCUGGAGGGAAUAUCGUUUACCACAUGGGACUGCGGAUUGCUGAGGUGGACGUGAGCCCGUUGGUGGUGAAGGGAUUGAUUGCUAUUCACCCCUUCUUUGGGGGUGAGGAAAUGAUGGAGUCUGAGAAAAGAGCAGAGGGGUUAAAGUUUGCAGAGACGUGCAAUUUCAUCUGGAGUAUAGUUCUCCCGGUGGGGUCCAGCAGAGACCACCCAUUCUGUAAUCCGGCCGUUUUGCCCCUGAAGCCUGGUUUGAAAUUACCGCCGGUUUUGGUGUCCCUUGCAGGAAAGGAUCAACUUAAAGUGAGAGGGGAGAUGUUUUAUGAAGAUCUCAAGAAAAGCGGGAAGGAGGCGGAAUUGAUGGUGGAGGAAAGUGGGAUCCAUGCUUAUCACAUUAUCCUUCCGCAGUAUGAAGGAACUCUGCGUCUGAUACACGCUAUUUCUGACUUCAUUAAUGGCCGUUAAAAUCACUUUCCACGAUGUUAUAUUUUGUGGAGCUGCGUCAAAUUAAUUGCACUGUAGUACAGUUGUUUCACCCACUGCAAUUUCUCUUCUAGCCGCACUGUUAUCUUGUUCUGGCUAAUAAUAAUUGUUCGAUCAA
This is a messenger RNA of Cryptomeria japonica (Japanese cedar), 1230 nucleotides long. Its product is annotated as probable carboxylesterase 17. The transcript has a single exon. The coding region runs from base 159 to 1094 and encodes 311 amino acids. The record is from RefSeq and is a predicted model, not a curated record. Lineage: Eukaryota; Viridiplantae; Streptophyta; Pinopsida; Cupressales; Cupressaceae. Gene Ontology annotation, molecular function: hydrolase activity.